Messenger RNA from Pseudophryne corroboree (corroboree frog), 4604 nucleotides. Its product is annotated as zinc finger protein 850-like. Bases 181 to 4560 code for a protein of 1459 amino acids. Gene Ontology annotation, biological process: regulation of DNA-templated transcription. The transcript has 4 exons. Lineage: Eukaryota; Metazoa; Chordata; Amphibia; Anura; Myobatrachidae. The record is from RefSeq and is a predicted model, not a curated record. Gene Ontology annotation, molecular function: RNA polymerase II cis-regulatory region sequence-specific DNA binding; DNA-binding transcription factor activity, RNA polymerase II-specific.
GUGUGUGAGUCACAUGGUCUGGUCACGUGGUCUGGUCACAUGGCCUGUGACGUCACCUGCUCACAUCUACGGGAGGGGAACUAGUCCCUUCCAUCUUAGACGCUACCAUUGCUGCAGCCUCUCACUGUCGGUCGAGGUUCUGAAUCUAGCAUCAUCCGUCAGGGUGAAUAUCUUACAAAUAUGAUGACAGAAGAUAUAGAGGGAGAAGUAGAGACGUAUGUAACUGCUAUGAAGGCAGAAGAACCGGAAGGAGAAGAGACGUGUGUGACCGAUACGAAGGCAAAAGGUAUAGAGGGAGAAGAAGAGACGUAUGUGACUGACAUAAAGGGAGAAGAAGAGAUGUAUGUGACUGAUAUGAAGGCAGAAGAUAUAGAGGGAGAAGAAGAGACGUAUGUGACUGAUAUGAAGGCAGAAGAUAUAGAGGGAGAAGAAGAGACGUAUGUGACUGAUAUGAAAGCAGAAGAUACAGAGGGAGAAGAAGAGACGUAUGUGACUGAUAUGAAGGCAGAAGAUAUAGAGGGAGAAGAAGAGACGUAUGUGACUGAUAUGAAGGCAGAAGAUAUAGAGGGAGAAGAAGAGACGUAUGUGACUGAUAUGAAAGCAGAAGAUACAGAGGGAGAAAAAGAGACGUAUGUGACUGAUAUGAAGGCAGAAGAUAUAGAGGGAGAAGAAGAGACGUAUGUGACUGAUAUGAAGGUAGAAGAUAUAGAGGAAGAAGAAGAGGUGUAUGUGACUGAUAUGAAGGCAGAAGAUAUAGAGGGAGAAGAAGAGACGUAUGUGACUGAUAUGAAAGCAGAAGAUAUAGAGGGAGAAGAAGAGACGUAUGUGACUGAUAUGAAGGCAGAAGAUAUAGAGGGAGAAGAAGAGACGUAUGUGCCUGAUAUGAAGGCAGAAGAUACAGAGGGAGAAGAAGAAAUGUAUGUGAGGGAUGAUCAGCAGUGUAUGGAGGACAAAAUCCCUACAGAUAUCAGCACAGGUGAAUGUAACAGAAGAAAUAUAUGGGCUGAACGUCCCAUUGUAUCGCGAGAUUGUGAAAUUGAAGCUAAAGAUAUCAUGCGAGAUUCUCUGGAAAACUCUGUGAUCCCAACUCUAUAUCCAGAGCCUCAAAGUGCAGAUAUAUUAUCUCUUACCUCUAACCAAGAGGAAUGUUCACCUGUUAACUCAGAUAUUGGUCCGUCCAUCACAUCUCUUAGGGAAGAUACAAUAUUUCCCAGUACUGUACAGGACAAAUGUUUUACACAGAGCACAAAGCUUAUUACCCAUCAGCCACCUGAGACAGGCGAGAGGCCAUUUUCAUGCUGUAAGUGUGGAAACUGUUUUUCACAGAAAUCACAUCUUGUUCUACAUGAGAGAAGUCACACCGGUGAGAGGCCAUUUUCCUGCUCUGAAUGUGGAAAAUGUUUUAAACUCAAAUCACAGCUUGUUAAACAUCAGAGAAGUCACACAGAUGAGAGGACAUUUCCAUGCUCUGAGUGUGGGAAAUGUUUUACAUGCAAAUCACAGCUUGUUAUACAUGAGAGAAGUCACACAGGUGAGAAACCAUUUCCAUGUUCUGAGUGUGGGAAAUGUUUUACAUGCAAAUCAACUCUUGUUAUACAUGAGAGAAGUCACACAGGUGAGAAACCAUUUCCAUGUUCUGAGUGUGGGAAAUGUUUUACAUGCAAAUCACAGCUUGUUAUACAUGAGAGAAGUCACACAGGUGAGAAACCAUUUCCAUGUUCUGAGUGUGGAAAAUGUUUUACUUGCAAAUCAACUCUUGUUAAUCAUUAUAGAAGUCACACAGGUGAGAGGACAUUUCCAUGCUCUGAGUGUGGGAAAUGUUUUCCAUGCAAAUCACAGCUUGUUAAUCAUGAGAGAAGUCACACAGGUGAGAAACCAUUUCCAUGUUCUGAGUGUGGGAAAUGUUUUAAUCACAAAUCAUGUCUUGUUAUACAUAAAAGAAGUCACACAGGUGAGAAACCAUUUCCAUGUUCUGAGUGUGGGAAAUGUUUUGCACGCAAAUCAUAUCUUGUUAUACAUGAGAGAAGUCACACAGGUGAGAAACCAUUUCCAUGUUCUGUGUGUGGGAAAUGUUUUACUUUAAAAUCAACUCUUGUUAUGCAUCAGAGAAGUCACACAGGUGAGAAACCAUUUCCAUGUUCUGAGUGUGGGAAAUGUUUUAAACUCAAAUCACAGCUUGUUAAACAUCAGAGAAGUCACACAGAUGAGAGGACAUUUCCAUGCUCUGAGUGUGGGAAAUGUUUUACAUGCAAAUCACAGCUUGUUAUACAUGAGAGAAGUCACACAGGUGAGAAACCAUUUCCAUGUUCUGAGUGUGGGAAAUGUUUUACAUGCAAAUCAACUCUUGUUAUACAUGAGAGAAGUCACACAGGUGAGAAACCAUUUCCAUGUUCUGAGUGUGGGAAAUGUUUUACAUGCAAAUCACAGCUUGUUAUACAUGAGAGAAGUCACACAGGUGAGAAACCAUUUCCAUGUUCUGAGUGUGGGAUAUGUUUUACAUGCAAAUCAACUCUUGUUAUACAUGAGAGAAGUCACACAGGUGAGAAACCAUUUCCAUGUUCUGAGUGUGGGAAAUGUUUUACAUGCAAAUCAACUCUUGUUAUACAUGAGAGAAGUCACACAGGUGAGAAACCAUUUCCAUGUUCUGAGUGUGGGAAAUGUUUUACAUGCAAAUCACAGCUUGUUAUACAUGAGAGAAGUCACACAGGUGAGAAACCAUUUCCAUGUUCUGAGUGUGGAAAAUGUUUUACUUGCAAAUCAACUCUUGUUAAUCAUUAUAGAAGUCACACAGGUGAGAGGACAUUUCCAUGCUCUGAGUGUGGGAAAUGUUUUCCAUGCAAAUCACAGCUUGUUAAUCAUGAGAGAAGUCACACAGGUGAGAAACCAUUUCCAUGUUCUGAGUGUGGGAAAUGUUUUACUUGCAAAUCAACUCUUGUUAAUCAUUAUAGAAGUCACACAGGUGAGAAACCAUUUCCAUGUUCUGAGUGUGGGAAAUGUUUUAAUCACAAAUCAGGUCUUGUUAUACAUAAAAGAAGUCACACAGGUGAGAAACCAUUUCCAUGUUCUGAGUGUGGGAAAUGUUUUACACGCAAAUCAUAUCUUGUUUUACAUGAGAGAAGUCACACAGGUGAGAAACCAUUUCCAUGUUCUGUGUGUGGGAAAUGUUUUACUUUAAAAUCAACUCUUGUUAUGCAUCAGAGAAGUCACACAAGUGAGAAACCAUUUCCAUGUUCUGAGUGUGGGAAAUGUUUUACUCUCAAAUUCGAUCUUGUUAUACAUGAAAGAAGUCACACAGGUGAGAAACCAUUUCCAUGUUCUGAGUGUGGGAAAUGUUUUGCACGCAAAUCACAUCUUGUUAAACAUCAGAGAAGUCACACAGGUGAGAAACCAUUUCCAUGUUCUGAGUGUGGGAAAUGUUUUGCACGCAAAUCACAUCUUGUUAUACAUGAGAGAAGUCACACAGGUAAGAAACUAUUUCCAUGUUCUGAGUGUGGGAAAUGUUUUAAUCACAAAUCACAUCUUGUUAUACAUGAGAGAAGUCACACAGGUGAGAAACCAUUUCCAUGUUCUGAGUGUGAGAAAUGUUUUACAUGCAAAUCAAAGCUUGUUAUACAUGAGAGAAGUCACACAGGUGAGAAACCAUUUCCAUGUUCUGUGUGUGGGAAAUGUUUUAAUCAGAAAUCAGGUCUUGUUAUACAUGAGAGAAGUCACACAGGUGAGAAAACAUUUCCAUGUUCUGAGUGUGGAAAAUGUUUUACUUGCAAAUCAACUCUUGUUAAUCAUUAUAGAAGUCACACAGGUGAGAGGACAUUUCCAUGCUCUGAGUGUGGGAAAUGUUUUACAUGCAAAUCACAGCUUGUUAUACAUGAGAGAAGUCACACAGGUGAGAAACCAUUUCCAUGUUCUGAGUGUGGGAAAUGUUUUACUUGCAAAUCAACUCUUGUUAAUCAUUAUAGAAGUCACACAGGUGAGAAACCAUUUCCAUGUUCUGAGUGUGGGAAAUGUUUUAAUCACAAAUCAGGUCUUGUUAUACAUAAAAGAAGUCACACAGGUGAGAAACCAUUUCCAUGUUCUGAGUGUGGGAAAUGUUUUGCACGCAAAUCACAUCUUGUUAUACAUGAGAGAAGUCACACAGGUGAGAAACUAUUUCCAUGUUCUGAGUGUGGGAAAUGUUUUAAUCACAAAUCAGAACUGGUUAUACAUGAGAGAAGUCACACAGGUGAGAAACCAUUUCCAUGUUCUGUGUGUGGGAAAUGUUUUACUUUCAAAUCAACUCUUGUUAUGCAUCAGAGAAGUCACACAGGUGAGAAACCAUUUCCAUUUUCUGAGUGUGGGAAAUGUUUUGCACGCAAAUCACAUCUUGUUAUACAUGAGAGAAGUCACACAGGUGAGAAACCAUUUCCAUGUUCUGAGUGUGGGAAAUGUUUUACUCUCAAAUUCGAUCUUGUUAUACAUGAAAGAAGUCACACAGGUGAGAAACCAUUUCCAUGUUCUGAGUGUGGGAAAUGUUUUGCACGCAAAUCACAUCUUGUUAAACAUCAGAGAAGUCACACAGGUUAAAAGCCAUUUCCCUGCUCUGAGUGUGGGAAAUGUUUUGCAGAAAA